Molecule: messenger RNA, 315 nt
Organism: Trichoderma citrinoviride
Lineage: Eukaryota; Fungi; Ascomycota; Sordariomycetes; Hypocreales; Hypocreaceae
Exons: 3
Coding region: 1-315 (104 amino acids)
Source: RefSeq, a predicted model, not a curated record
AUGGCUGCGUCAUCGGACAGUCCAUCGGGGGCCUCGUCGACUCAACAGCAGCACGAGGCUGGUGCUGGUGCUUCUGGUGCUCCUGAGGUUGAUCUCGCUCAGCCUUAUAAGCUCAUGGCUAACCAGAUACAUAUCAUCCAGGCACUCAGAGAUCUCGCUAGAGGCGAACAAGCCGCCACAGCAAUGGAAGCAAAUCUCACCAACCUCGAAUCUAAACUCGACGCCCUCCUCGCCGCGUUUGAACCCCUCGAAGACGAGAAGAAGGGCGUAAAGAGCAGUACACUAAAGACGGGUGAGGAGGAGGAGAAGAAGUGA